CAGUGUGUGCUGGGGGCUGGGGAAGGAGGCAGGCUGCUUUAGAUAGCAUUAUGCAAAUGUGUCAAAAGAUUAAGUAAAUCUUUCUAAUCAGUUUUCAGGUUCCAGACUUCAAAGUGGGAUCCUGAACUAUGUCAACAUUCCCCAAUCAGGCAGCCCCCAAUAACACUUCAAUGGCCCCCACCUUCUUGUUGGUGGGCAUGCCAGGUCUGUCAGCUGCACCCUCCUGGUGGACAAUACCACUCAUCACAAUGUACCUUCUCUCUGCCCUGGGCAACGGUACUAUUCUCUGGAUCAUUGCCUUGGAUUCCACCCUGCACCGUCCAAUGUACUUCUUCCUCUUCUUGCUUAGCGUGUCUGAUGUUGGCUUGGCCACAGCCCUGAUGCCCACCCUGCUGGGUCUUGCCUUUGCUGGCGUUCAUGCUGUCCCUGCUUCGGCUUGCCUCCUACAGAUGUUCUUUGUCCACAUCUUUUCUGUCAUGGAGUCCUCUGUGUUGCUCGCCAUGGCCUUAGAUCGAGCACUAGCCAUCUGCCGCCCUCUCCACUACCCAACGCUCCUCACCAAUGAUGUCAUUAGCAAGAUUUGCCUGGCUAUUGCUUUCCGAUGCCUGGGUCUCCAUCUGCCCCUGCCAUUCCUCCUGGCCCACAUGCCCUACUGCCUCCCACAGGUCCUGGCCUAUUCUUACUGCUUGCACCCAGAUAUAGCCCAUUUGGCCUGCCCUGGAGCUUGGGGUACAAUCUAUAGCCUCUUUGUGGUUCUGUCAGUUAUGGGAUUAGACCCUCUGCUUAUUUUUUUCUCCUAUGGCUUAAUUGGCAGAGUCUUGCAAGGUUUGGGAUCCAGUGAGGAUCGCUGGAAGGCUGGCCAAACCUGUGCUGCCCACCUCUCUGCUGUGCUCCUCUUCUACAUGCCCAUGAUCCUUCUUGCCCUCAUUGACCAUCUUAGAGUGCCAAUACCUCAGCCUGCCCAUACUCUUCUCUCCUAUGUCCACUUCCUGUUUCCUCCAUUGAUAAAUCCUAUUCUCUACAGUGUCAAGAUGAAGGAGAUUAGAGAGAGAAUAGUCAAGAGACUACAGCCCAGGAAGGUGGGUUGUGCUCAAUGA
Messenger RNA from Lynx canadensis (Canada lynx), 1097 nucleotides. Its product is annotated as olfactory receptor 51S1. The transcript has a single exon. NCBI's taxonomy places the organism in Eukaryota, Metazoa, Chordata, Mammalia, Carnivora, Felidae. The record is from RefSeq and is a predicted model, not a curated record. Gene Ontology annotation, biological process: G protein-coupled receptor signaling pathway. Gene Ontology annotation, molecular function: olfactory receptor activity; G protein-coupled receptor activity. Bases 129 to 1097 code for a protein of 322 amino acids. Gene Ontology annotation, cellular component: membrane.